Molecule: messenger RNA, 3501 nt
Organism: Humulus lupulus (European hop)
Lineage: Eukaryota; Viridiplantae; Streptophyta; Magnoliopsida; Rosales; Cannabaceae
Exons: 5
Coding region: 2215-2802 (195 amino acids)
Biological process (GO): proteolysis
Molecular function (GO): cysteine-type peptidase activity
Source: RefSeq, a predicted model, not a curated record
GAUGUAUGGUGUAAUGUAAAACUUAGAGGUAAAAUAAAAAAAUUUGUAUUUUGAGGAAGUAUUUAAAAUAAUAGAGUAGAUUAUCCAUUGGGAGUGCUCUAAAGUUUGAUUCUCUAUUCUUUUUGCUUACUAAUACAAUCUCAAAAGGCCCUCGGGUCCCGACCCACAAAUGAAUAGGAAGUGGGGCGAGGAAAAGAAAAAUCAAAAUCUCAUAUUUUUCAAAAAGAGAAAAAGAAAAUCACAGCUCUUACAAAUAUAAUUAUAGGGGAUUGCUCAUGUGCAGACCUUAAAACAUCUAUACCUGUGGGUGGAGACUAUUUUUUUCACUAUUAAUUCAGUACUAUGAACAGAUCGGGGGCUGGGAUUUUAAAUUUAUUGUUAUUAUAUUAUUAUUGUCAUUUCGCAUAGAUUAAUAAUCAAACAAUCAGCUUGUGUUUUUUUUUUGUAGGCAAGAAAUAUAUUUUUUAAUUUCUUUUUUCCUGAGAAAUAUAUAGGGAAUAUAUGAGGCAACGGAUCCUCCUAAGCGUCAAACUGUAUUUGGUUUCAAAAGGGUAUUUUUCCUUUUUUGUGUGGCUAUGUCUUCAGCUUGGUCAAGCAGGGAUAGGAGGGCCCUCGUAUGGUUCUAUUGGUACCCAUUUCUCAUUCUAUCUCUAGCAUAAUUGUACUCUAUUAAGUUUCAGGAGGAGUUUCUCUUGUGGGUAGUUGUUGGUGUUGAUGAUCCUGUUUUUGGGUUGUAUGUGGUCGGGAAUUGUUUAUUUUUUAAACUGAAUGUGAAUUCUUAGUGGGGUUUUGGAAAUUUAGCUUGGUUUUUGAGAAAUUGAUACCAUGUUUUUUCUUGGGUUUGUUCAUGGAGGAGUGCUUGGUUUGGUAACCAGGCUGCAAUUCCACAAGUUGCCUAUUUCUGUGCCCGACAGUAGAAAUUAUGUCAUUGCAGAUGGGAGGCCAAGUACUUGACGAGAGGCUUUUGUUUUAUACUGUUUUGUGGUUCUGAAUUGAGUUUUUGAUGGUUCCUUGGUGAUGAUGGAGCUCUGAGUGUGUACAUUGAGAAGUCCAUAAGAAUUUAAGACCUCCACAACUGAUAGUUCCAAUAGAAGAACAUUUUACUGGACGUAUCACUUGGCGCGGCAGUUGGUACUUUCCAAAGAUUAAAGCAAAUUUUACUGAGUGUGGUUUAUUGGAUAGGGUGAAGGAAUCCCCUUUCAAACAGUUCUUCAUGGCGGAACCAUUAAAUUUUUCUGGUGCCUUAGUCCAUCAGUUGUUGUAGCACAAAUUCAGAGGGGAGAAAAAUGACGAAGUCCAGUUUUAUAUUGGGAAAAAACGAUGUAGAUUUAGCCAAUUGGAGUUUGCUUUACUUACUCGUUUAAAUUUCGAGGCCGGACCAUCUGAAGCUGAGAUUAAAGUGAAGACCACUUCGGAUCGGUUGAUUUUUGAGUACUUCAAUGGUCAUUUCACAGUGAGCAUAGGGCAACUGCGCAAAACUUUUUAGAGUUGUCAAAUAGUUGAUGAUGUGUACAAGAUGGGUUUGUGUUUAUUAGUAGAGGGUGUUUUGAAAGGUCGUGAGGAGAAGUUUAUGGUUUGGACUGACAUGCUGAAGAUGGUAGAUGACGUUGACUUCUUUUUCCAGUACCCGUGGGGGAAGAUAUCAUACCAGAAGUUGUUACAAACUUGUCAAAAAGACUUUGUAGAAAUGAAGAAGCAUUUACAGAAGAAGAUUGAGAAAGGAAAGACUCAGAAGGAGGCCAAGUACUCUAUUUAUGGGUAUGCUGCAGCAUUGCAGUAUUGGGCUUUUGAGUCCAUCAUUGAGUUGGGUCAGGAUUAUGCUGUGAGAUUGGGCCAAGGCAUUCCAAGAGUGAUCAACUGGCAGAGCAAGGAGAAAGUAGAGAUACACAAAGAGCAACUUAUUAAAUUGUUUGCCAAAAAGUAUACCCCUACCUGUGUGCCCGACCUGCUGAAGAACAGUAUGUGAGGACCCUUACAGACAAUGAAGCCCCAUUGUAUGUGGACAUGGGGUUAGAGGAACUAGAGGUGGGUGCUGAUGGAUAGACUACACAGGAAACCUUACAGAGCCAGGCUGAAAAGCUUGCUGAAAAGUUAGCUGAGCAAGCGGAAGCAGCAAAUAUUUUUAAGGGGGUUCCACCACCUCCAGCACCUGAUGUUCCCCCAUCAGCACCUCAUGCCAGCACCUUCUCCCAAGCUGAGCAACCAGGCUACUCUAUGAUUUUGGCCAGGUUGGAAAAGGUUGAAGGGCAAAAAAGUGCCCUUAUUAAAGGUCAAUCCGAGAUCUUGGGUCAAUUGCAGAAGCUGAUGACAAUGAUGAAAGAUCUUAGUAGGCCAGCUCCAGAUCCACACCCUCAAUCCACUGAAGAAGGCCCUCAGUCUCCUGUAGAUGAAGACAUUCUCCCUAACGAUUACAGACCUGAUGAUGUAGAUGAUCACAUUUUUCGCACACCAGAGGAUAUGCAAGUUACUGUAAUCGAAGAUACUGAAGAUUCUGAAGUACAAUUCUUAGACAUAGCUCCACCAGCACCGGAGAAGAGGAGAGAAAGAAAGAGGCCUAGGUGGUUUGAUGAGUACACUGCAAUGAAGAAAAGGAAUAAGAAAUCGAAGACAGCAGUGAAUGUGGAUCCAUUGAGGGUUGUUGAUGGCAAAUUACUUAUGACCUUUCACAAGUGGUUGCUUGGCACCAUUGGGAAUAAAUAUCCGAGGGAAUGCUUCUCAGGGACACACGAUGCUGCUUGGUUCCUGAAACUGCAUACUCCGAGGACAUGGCUUUCUGACUCUAUGCAGCAUUCCAUCUCAUGAGGAGGCGUCUACAAUUUUAUCCUGACGUGUACCCUCAGAAAUGUGUUGUUAUGCCUACAAUUUUUCCCGAAUCAUUGAAGGCUCGGUGGGACGCUUUUCCAGGUUCUGACUACUCUAGCUUUAGUUGGGAUGACAGUAUAUUGGACCUGGUUAGGGGUGAUGCAGUCCAGUUCUUACCGAGUUGGCAGAACAAGGAUUUCAUUUAUUUUGCCCUCUUCUUGAAAGACCAAUUGCAUUGGGUAGCUGUAGAGGCAGACCUGAAUGGGUGGAUGUUCAACAUCUUUGACUCCAGUAUUGGAUCAAUUUCCGAAAACGAUUUGAUCAGUUUGAUGGUUGACUGGUGUACCAUUUUCCCGUCGGUCUUGCGACAGUCCGGUUUAUUUGAGAACCAUGACGUUAUACUCACGCCUCAGUUGACAGCAUCAGAGAGCCAGGUCAGACCCUUCGAUUGGAAACUCAGUCCACGUGAAUUCGUACCGCAAACAAAAUCCAGUGGCGAUUGCGGAUGUUACGUAAUUGAGCAUAUUGAACAUAAGCUUCUACAACUACCAUUUGAUAAUGUAAUUGACAAUAAUAUGAAAUUUUUUAGGCAAAGGUGGUGUGUAGACUUAUUCUACCAAAACUUAUGUUGAACGGUCUUCAUUUUUUUGAAUUGUAUAAUUUGUUUGAUUGCUCUUUUUGUAAUUACUACAUUUUAAU